Cuculus canorus (common cuckoo) is the source of this 3921-nucleotide messenger RNA. It is a transcript of the gene ELMO3, whose product is annotated as engulfment and cell motility 3. The coding region runs from base 262 to 2484 and encodes 740 amino acids. The record is from RefSeq and is a predicted model, not a curated record. The transcript has 22 exons. Gene Ontology annotation, biological process: cell motility; actin filament organization. NCBI's taxonomy places the organism in Eukaryota, Metazoa, Chordata, Aves, Cuculiformes, Cuculidae.
CUCAGAGCGACAGGGUGGCUCCGAAAACGGGGUGCUGGCCAUCGCCCCAGGGCUGGGCGCUUUCCCGGUGAGAGGCCUAAUCCUCGCCGUGGAGGUGGGUCCCGCUGAACCCGCGUCAGCUCAGCAUCGCCAUCACAACCGGUGGCAGCGGAGCCUUGGGGCCAGCGGCAGGGGCCCUCUGGGAGGCGGGGAGGCAGCAGCAACAGCGACCCGGAACUGCGGAGCGGCAGGCGGAGCGGUGACUGUGCCGCUGUGGGAGCCAUGCCGCCGCCCAAGGACGUGGUGAAGAUCGCCAUCCAGAUGGUGGGAGCUAUCCCACAGCUCAUUGAGCUCCAGCAGACCAAGCCCCUUGCUUCAGUGCUCAAGGACGUCUGCGAUGCGUGGAGCCUGCCCAAUGCCGAGCGCUACGCCCUGCAGUACGCAGAUGGGCGACAGACCUACAUCACUGAGCUGAAUCGUGGGGAGAUUAAGAACGGGAGCAUUUUACGGCUGACAACCUCCCCGGACCAAGAAGCAGAGCGGCUGUACAGCGGAAUCCAGAGCAACAACUCAGAUGUGAAGACUGACUCACUGAAGAAACUUGCAGGCCUCUCCCAAGACGUUACCUUUGCUCAGGAGUUCAUCAGCAGGAAUGGCUUGAAACAGAUCUUCCGUAUCGUGGAAGAAGGGACUGAUACAGGGGAGAUGCUAGCGUACACCCUGAAGGCCUUCAUGGAGCUGAUGGAGCAUGACUUUGUUUCCUGGGAGACUCUUAGUGCAGCCUUCAUCAAGAAGAUAGUGAGCUAUGUCAAUAUGAACGCGGUGGAUGCAUCUGUCCAGCAGCUCUCCUUGUCGAUCUUGGAGAACAUGGUGCCUACCAGUCGCCUCCUCUUUGAGCUAGUUAAAAAGGAAGUGACGCUGGAUCGCCUUCUCACCCACCUGCAGGUGACGAAUGUCCAGCUGCAGCUGAAGGCGAUGGCCCUGCUCAUUGCGUUGCUGCUGGCUGCGACCGACACCGAGCGGCGGGACAUGAUGAACUACUUGUGGGAGAAGAACAUCAGGCAGUUUAUCCACAAGAACAUUAUCCACAGCUCUGAGCCUCUGGGGGACGAGAUGGCCCAUUACCUGUACGUGCUGCAGUCUGUCAGCCUCAACCUGUGCGAGCGCCGCAUGAGGACCUCCAUGGAUCCCUACUCACAGGAACAGCGGGACCUCCUCCAGUCUCUGCGUCAAACCGCCUUUGAGUCAGAGAGUGACGCACCUGCCAACAACUUCAGCACUGAGCGCCGGCGAUCCCUGUGUGCCAAGGAGUUCCGCAAGCUGGGCUUCAUGAACAACAGCAACCCAGCAGAGGACCUCCGCCGUGCCCCACCAGGACUCCUUGCCCUCGACAACAUGGUGUAUUUCUCCAGGCACACUCCCAGCGCUUACAGCAGGUUUGUCCUUGAGAACAGCAGCCGGGAAGACAAACACGAGUGCCCCUUUGCUCGAAGCAGCAUCCAGCUCACCCUGAUCCUCUGCGAGAUCCUGCAUGUUGGAGAGCCAUGCUCGGAGACGGCUCAGGCCUUUUACCCUAUGUUCUUCGGGCAGGAUCAUUUCUUUGAAGAGCUCUUCUGCAUCUGCAUCCAGCUGGUGAACAAGACCUGGAAGGAGAUGCGCGCUACCCAGGAAGACUUUGACAAGGUGCUGCAGGUAGUACGGGAGCAGAUCACCAGGACUCUGUCCCUCAAGCCCACCUCCCUGGAGCUAUUCAAGACGAGAGUGAACACACUGAACUACAGCGAGAUCCUGAAGCUGCGGCAGACGGAGCGGCUGCACCAGGAGGAGACGCUGGCUGUACCUGUGCUGGAGCUGCGCGAGAGGCUGAAGCCAGAGCUGCUGGAGCUCAUCCGACAGCAGCGCCUGCUGCACCUCUGUGAGGGCACUCUCUUCCGCAAGAUCAGCAGCCGCCGCAGGCAGGACAAGCUCUGGUACUGCCGCCUGUCACCCAACCACAAGGUCCUGCACUAUGGGGACGUGGAGGAGGGAGUGCGCUCUCCCCCCAUCGAGAGUCUGCCAGAGAAACUUCCUGUGGCAGACAUGAAGAUGCUGCUUGUGGGAAAGGAAUGUCCACACACGAAGGAGAAGAGCUCUGGGAAGCAGAACAAGGAUGUCCUGGAGCUUGCUUUCUCCGUGGUGUAUGACGUGGAAGAAUACUGUCUCAACUUUGUUGCCCCCACCCGGUACGAGUUCUGCCUCUGGAUGGAUGGGCUGAACGUGCUCCUGGGCAAGGAGAUGACGAGCGAGCGAAUGCAGACAGACCUCGAUGUCCUGCUGUCCAUGGAGCUCAAGCUGCGGCUCCUGGACCUGGAGAACAUCAGCAUCCCUGACACACCCCCUCCCGUCCCAAAACCCCCCAGCAACCUGAACUUCUGCUAUGACUUCAGCCAUGCAGAGCAGGACAAGCCGAGACACUGGCUGGGGGCUCGGGCGGGUGCUGCCUGCACCUUCCCCAUCCCUUGGUGAGUGCCCCCCCCCUUUCCCUGCCUGUGUCCUGUCCUCCAGCAAGAGUGCGGGGCUGAGCUGCAGAGUUUAAGGCUCCUGUUGGAGAGGGAAAAACUUGUCUGGUUUGCCCCCCUGCAAAAUAUUUUCCAGACAGCCGAACCCCUCCAUGGUGGCACUGCCCCCACCACUGCAGCCUGGCUUUGGCAGAGAGGGCAAGGAUGUGGGCAGGGGUAAAGGUACAGGCAGCACUGGCACAGCACUACAAAGGUACAAAUCUGCACUGUCUGACUCUCCUUGUGAGCACAAGGAAUAAUUUCUGGCCAAGAAAGGGGAUAGAAAAAGGAUAAACCACCCUUUCAGCAUCUGUAGCUAAUGGUGUGCCUACCCAGCUAGGUCCCUCUCACAUGGAAAGGUUUUUCUGCUUCUGGAAGGGGGUGUUAAGGGUACAUUCCCCUUUCCCAGUGCUGUUUCAGCUGGGCAGGAACUCAUUGCUGCCAUGCCCGGAGUGAGGAGCAGAGCCCGGUCUGCCCUUGCUGCCCGGCGCUGUCAGUCCUGGUGCCUUCCCCUGCCCAUGGCAGGAUCUUGUACCCUUCAGCCAUGCUGCUGCACCACGACAAGCUACCUCCUCCCCACCCCCCUACCCUGCUUCUCCCAGGGCUGUUGCAGAAACAACCACUGCCCUGGGUUGCUGGGCUCCAAUUGUGCCUCUGUCUUCCAUGUCCUGGGACAAUAAACACUUAUGGAGAACUUGGGGCAGUGUCCUUGCCAAUGGGGAAGGGGGCAGGCAGACUCAGGGGCAAAAAGGGGCCAAAGCCGGUAAGGCUGGGCCUGUGCUGCAGCCGUGUGAAAGCUGCUGCACAGUGAAGCCCGAAGGCCGUCUGGCAGGAUGGUGGCUGCUGCUGAGCAGAAAAGUGGGAAAGGAACUGUCCCUCCUCUGUGGAAGGUGGCUGAGGAGCUAGUGGCGUCCUGGCCUGUAUCAGCAUGACCAGCAGGACCUGGGAAGUGACUGUGCCCUGUACUUGGGCAGGGGUGAGGCCACAGCUGGAAUCCUGGAUUCAGUUUUGGCCCCUUGCUACAUUGAGUGGCUGGAGCGUGUCCAGAGAAGGGGAACAAAGCUGGUGAAGGGGCUGGGAAACAAGGGUUAUGAGGAGUGGCUGAGGAAAUUGGGGAUAUUUAGCCUGGAGGCGGCUGCAGGGAAACCUCAUCGCUCUAGCGAGGUGGGAUGCUGAUAGGUGAUAGGACCAGGGGGAAUGGCCUCACGUUGCGCCAGGGGAGGUUCAGACUGGAUAUUAGGGAAAAAUUCUUCACUGAAAGUGUUCUCGGGCACUGGCAGAGGCUGCCCAGAGAGGCGGUGGAGUCACCGUCCUCGGAGGUGUUGAAAAGACAGGUAGAGAGGUGCUCAGGGACAGGGCUUAGUGGUGGAGGCUACGGUUGUACUCGAUGAUCUCAAAGGUCUUC